Messenger RNA from Dentiscutata erythropus, 521 nucleotides. The record is from the annotation of a GenBank genome assembly. NCBI's taxonomy places the organism in Eukaryota, Fungi, Glomeromycota, Glomeromycetes, Diversisporales, Gigasporaceae.
AAGAAACAACAGAAAAGGCAGACUUUGAAAAGGCACGGCAAGAAUUAUUAGAGAAUAUGGGUAAUUGGAAUAAUUCAUUCUAUGGCCCAAUUCCAUAUCUUUUAUCCUAUGCAGCAGGAGGAACAUCAUUACAGUUCUUUGCAAUAACAAAUAAAAAGCAGCUGGUCCCAAUUAGCUCUCAAUAUGAUUUGACAUUGCCAUUAGGAGAAUUUAGUGAAGCCUAUGCGGCAAUAUCAAAAUCCAAAUAUGCAGUAUUUGCCAAAAAGGGGCCAGAAUUGAAGCAUAGUAAAAAAUGUAACGGAUUUACGCAAACUUAUUAUGUUCAGUUAGCACCAGUAUGCCGUAGUAAACGUUUACCACAUAAUGAGAGGGAAUUAUGCGAUGCUAUUUCGGCAAUACUCAAUGUAUUAAAUCUUCUCCACGGAAAGGCUUUAAUAUCAUUAGAUCUGGUGCACCGUGAUAUACGUUGGAGCAAUGUAUUAAUGAAUAAUGGUAAUUGGUUACUAUCUGAUUAUGAGCAU